Messenger RNA from Alternaria arborescens, 1041 nucleotides. RefSeq lists its product as hypothetical. Gene Ontology annotation, molecular function: oxidoreductase activity. The transcript is spliced from 2 exons. The record is from RefSeq and is a predicted model, not a curated record. Lineage: Eukaryota; Fungi; Ascomycota; Dothideomycetes; Pleosporales; Pleosporaceae. The coding region runs from base 1 to 1041 and encodes 346 amino acids.
AUGACCACACAACGUGUGUUCCGCCUGCCUCAGCGCACGUCCAUUCUAGACCUCCGGGUCAACGAAGAAAAGGUGCCUGAGCCUGCCUCCCAAGAAGUCCUGAUCCGAAUCAAGGGCAUUGCUCUCAACUUCCGCGACUUCGCCGUCGCCACUGGAAAGUACCCCUUUCCUGUCAAACACAAUGUGGUGCCCUGCUCUGACCUGUCUGGCGAGGUCGUACGUGUGGGCAAUCAAGUGGACGACUUCGCCGAGGGAGACAGGGUUAUCGCAUCCUUUGACUUGAAGACGUUAUAUGGUACCAUGCCGGAUUGGCACCAUAGCCUGGGUGGUUGCUACGAUGGAGUGCUUCGAGAAUACAUCGCAUUACCUAGCUCUGCGCUCGUUAAAGUGCCAUCGACCAGCGGGCUCAGCUUCGCUCAACUUUCGGCUUUGGCAUGUACGGGCACCACCGCUUGGAAUGCACUUUAUGGCAACAAUUCCCUGAAACCUGGACAGACAGUGCUCUUUCUUGGCACUGGUGGCGUCUCGAUCACUGGUCUAAUCUUAGCCAAAGCAGCAGGCGCUGUUACAAUCAUCACCUCUUCAUCUGACGACAAGCUCGCCCAAGUCCGAAAGACGUAUGGUGCCGACUACGCCAUCAACUACAAGUCGAAUGCGAACUGGUCUCAAGAGGUGCUCAAGAUCACCAACGGCCACGGUGCGGACUUUAUUCUCGAGAACGGUGGAGCCGGGACGAUUGCUCAAAGCAUUGAAGCAGUGGCCUAUGGCGGAAACGUUGCCGUGAUAGGGUUCCUUGCCCCAUGCCCACAAGACAAGAUGCCCGAUGUAGCUGCGCUGGCCCUCUCCAAGGGUGCGAUCGUUCGCGGCAUCAUGGUUGGGUCUAAGCAACAACUAGAAGAUGUCACAUGUUUUGUGACUUCUAAGAACCUCAACGUGCCCGUGGAGAAGGUCUUUGGUUUUGAAAGGGAAGACGUCGUAUCAGCUUUCGAGUACUUGGUGUCUGGUCAGCACAUCGGCAAAGUAUGCACUGUUGUGAACUGA